Molecule: messenger RNA, 1381 nt
Organism: Tarenaya hassleriana
Lineage: Eukaryota; Viridiplantae; Streptophyta; Magnoliopsida; Brassicales; Cleomaceae
Product: mitogen-activated protein kinase kinase 2
Exons: 8
Coding region: 37-1134 (365 amino acids)
Biological process (GO): protein phosphorylation
Cellular component (GO): cytoplasm
Molecular function (GO): protein serine/threonine kinase activity; ATP binding
Source: RefSeq, a predicted model, not a curated record
GAGGAAAGAGAAGAAGAAGAAGAAGAAGAAGAGACGAUGAAGAAGGGAGGGUUUAGCAGCAGCCUCAAGCUCUCGAUCCCGGUUUCCGGCGAACAAUCCAUCAACAAAUUCCUGACGCAGAGCGGUACAUUUAAAGAUGGCGAUCUGCGUGUUAACAAAGACGGAGUUCGGAUCGUCUCUCAAUCGGAACAGGAAGCUCGGCCUCCUAUUAAGCCAACGGAUAACCAGUUGAGCUUAUUGGAUUUGGAAACGGUCAAAGUCAUCGGAAAGGGAAGCAGUGGUGUUGUGCAGUUGGUGCAGCACAAAUGGACUGGCCAGUUUUUCGCCUUGAAGGUUAUUCAACUGAAUAUUGAUGAGGCAAUACGCAAGGCAAUUGCACAGGAGCUAAAAAUUAAUCAAUCAGCUCAAUGUCCAUAUCUCGUGACCUCGUAUGAAUCGUUUUACAAUAAUGGAGCCAUUUCGAUCAUAUUGGAGUACAUGGAUGGUGGAUCUCUGGCAGACUUUCUCAAAACGGUCAAAACAAUUCCUGAGAGCUAUCUUUCUGCAAUCUGUAAGCAAGUGCUUCAGGGUUUGUUGUAUCUUCAUCAUGAGAGGCACAUUAUUCAUCGCGACUUGAAACCUUCCAACCUGUUGAUAAAUCACAGAGGAGAAGUCAAGAUUACUGAUUUCGGCGUGAGUACAGUUAUGACAAACACAGCAGGGCUGGCAAACACAUUCGUGGGGACUUACAACUAUAUGUCUCCAGAGAGAAUAGUUGGAAGCAAAUACGGAAAUAAAAGCGAUAUAUGGAGCAUGGGAUUAGUGGUGCUUGAAUGCGCAACGGGGAAGUUCCCAUAUUCACCACCGGGACAACAGGAGACAUGGACCAAUGUCUUUGAACUGAUGGAAGCCAUUGUUGACCAACCACCACCCGCUGUUCCUUCAGACAAAUUCUCUCCGGAGCUCUGUUCAUUCAUCUCUUCAUGUUUACAGAAAGACCCGAGCGACAGAAGCUCGGCCAAGGAACUAAUGGAACAUCCUUUUGUGAACAAAUACAACGACAACAGCACGGAAGUGAACCUGGCGUCGUACUUCACGGAGGUAGGGUCGCCGCUCGCGACGCUUGAGAAUUUGACCGGUACGUUCUCAGUAUAGUAACUUCCCAGAGUCCAUGAUUCCUGAUAAUAACAAUAACAAUAUUACUCUUUAGCCUAAAAGCUUGUUUUUUUUUUAAAAAAAUAAAUUAUUUGUGCUGUGUUUGUCUGUGUAACCUUGAGAUGAUUAGAGGUGCUGGGAACAUCAGAGUGAGUGUGUUUCGGAAGGUAAAUAUUAUCGUAACGCUCGGUUUGCAUUGUGGGAUCAUUGGAUUGGAACCCACUUAUUGUGAUGCUACUUUUCAAUU